CUAUCACCGCCUUUCUUCUUCUUCCUCCCCCCUCUCUAACCGCCUAUAUAUACUUCCCUUCCUCCCCUUUCCAUCCCCAUCUCGAAACCCUUCUUCGUUCUCUCUCAUCGUAAACAGAUUCAGUCCAUCUCUAUCUCCCUCUUGAAUCGGACUCUGUCUAGCUCGAAUUCCUUGAAAUCGUGAAAGAAUGGCUUCUUCCAGGGCGGUUUUGGCUUUGAUUUGUGUUCUCUUCGUCGGAUCUGCUUUUGCUCAGGCUCCGGGAGCCGCGCCGACCAGAUCUCCGACUCCAGUCGCGUCGCCGACGAGAUCUCCGUCUCCAGUCGUGUCGCCGCCGCGGAAGGUGGUCCCGGCUCCGGUUUCUUCCCCAGUUGCGUCUCCGACUUUGGCUCCAACCGCUGAAUCUCCUGCUGCUGCUUCCCCGGUGAGUUCUCCGCCUGCUCCUGCCAUCGCAGCGGCUCCCGCCGGAUCUCCGGCAUCCGGCGUCGCUCCGUCCGUUGCGCAGACUCCCGGCGAUGCUCCGGCCUCCACUCCGAACGGCGCCGUUCUGAACGGAGCCGCACUUAUCGGAUCUGCAGGUGCGGUGUUCUUCGCCGCCUCUCUGCUGUUCUAGAUCUGACGCUGAUAUUUAUCGAUUUUAAUUUUAUUUAAAAUACGUCGCGCGCUUGAUUAUUUUAGGGAUCUCUAUACAUAUUUCAGACAUUCAAUUUUUUAAUUUGUUUCAUCUUCGAGUAUUUAUCAGUUAGUGUGGAGAGUAAUAGCCAUUAGAGACCUGCUUGUAUUCGCAUUCCG
Molecule: messenger RNA, 789 nt
Organism: Cuscuta campestris
Lineage: Eukaryota; Viridiplantae; Streptophyta; Magnoliopsida; Solanales; Convolvulaceae
Source: the annotation of a GenBank genome assembly